CAACAUUGUGUGAAUAAUAUACUUCCGUCUUCUGCAUUGACGUACUGAUACUUGAAUAUAUAUUACACAUUAGUCACCAAAACACGGAAUCACAUGAGGCCGUCGUCAGAUGUACAAUACACAAAACCUGUAAGACAUAUCUAAUUUUGGAAAGUGGGGGAACAGAAACAAUAUAGACAAAACAAAAUGGACUUAUUUAAGAAGAAACCAACUGUGCAAGAACAACUUAGACAGAAUGACAGACAAAUAAGAAGAACACAGAGAGAUUUAGAAAGAGACCGAGGGCAGCUAGAAAAACAAGAAAAACAAAUAGAAAUAGAAAUAAAGAAAGCAGCCAAAAGAGGAGAUAAACAGACUGCAACAAUUCUAGCAAAACAAUUAGUCCAGUUGAGAAAACAAAAGACAAAGAGUUUUGCUGUAGGCUCUAGAAUACAGGGAGUAGGACAUCAGACAAAGAUGAUGCAUUCGAACAUGAAAAUGGCAAAUGCAAUGGGCUCAACAACAAAGGCCAUGCAGUCCAUGAAUAAAGUGAUGGACCCACAGAAAACUAUGAAGACAAUGCAGGACUUCACAAAAGAAUCCAUGAAGAUGGAUAUGUCAGAAGAGAUGAUAAAUGACACUUUAGAUGAAAUAUUUGAUGAAUCUGGAGAUGAAGAGGAACAAGAUGCAAUUGUUACACAAGUGCUGGAUGAAAUUGGAAUUGAAAUAUCAGGAAAGAUGGCAGAUGCUCCUUCUGCUCACAAAGGAAAAUUGGGAGAGUCCUCAAAGGCAGAUCAAGAUAUUGAAAGACAGCUUGCUGCUCUGAAAGAUUUAUAAAAUGGACUUAUGGUAAAUGCACAUUGCCAAUUAAGACUGUCACUGUGUGUAUCUCUAAAAGUUAAACCCCACCAAAGUCGUAAAGAACAGUGAAUAUUAUACAGAUAUUUUCAGCUGAUGAACAUAUUCAUAUUUAAUGCUAUGGUCAAGAAAGAAAUUCCUAUUUUUUCAUGAAGAAUUAGAUAUUGUAGAAUCAACAUACUGGGAAGUUAAAUGAUUAUUUGGUGUGAUGACAAAUGCCUCUAAAAUUGAAAAAGAAGGUAUAUUUCUGAGACCCAUCUGUAUGUUAUCUGAAAUCAUUAUUAAGACAUUUGUGCUAUGUAAUUAUACAGCACCACAUUUCAGUUUGAGGAAAUGGUUUUCCUUUGUAAAUCAUUGUCAAUAGACGUAGCAUUUUUCACCAUGUAAAUGGUCUGUUGUUUUUCCCAAGCAAGAUAAUACGCAGAACCCAUUUAAUACUGAUUUGAAUGAUGAGGCAUUGUUUUUAAAUGUAUGUGUGCAAUGGUGCACAAGCAAAAAUUAAAAUGAGAUGUAGUGUUCAAUUACCAUUGUGUACAAUUA
Messenger RNA from Lingula anatina, 1377 nucleotides. Its product is annotated as charged multivesicular body protein 2b. Lineage: Eukaryota; Metazoa; Brachiopoda; Lingulata; Lingulida; Lingulidae. Gene Ontology annotation, biological process: vacuolar transport. The record is from RefSeq and is a predicted model, not a curated record.